Leptosia nina is the source of this 2346-nucleotide messenger RNA. NCBI's taxonomy places the organism in Eukaryota, Metazoa, Arthropoda, Insecta, Lepidoptera, Pieridae. The record is from the annotation of a GenBank genome assembly.
AUGGAGAGUAAUAACCAUUCUACGGGAAAUUGUGAAAAAGAAGAAAAUGGAAGCAGUUCCAACUCGACGCCCGGCGAACAUAAAUCUUUCGCUGAAUUUGCGAAAGAUAAACUAGACAGCGCUGGCAGAGAACUCCGGAGGCGUCUCCCAAUGGCGGGACAAAUUGGUGCUCACUUAAUGCAUCCCAGACGACUAUUACUGCAUUCAACUCCAACUCAACAGACUGAUGUUGUUCUGAUCUUCCCUAAAGGUCUACCAGAUAGCAUGCUCCUAUGGCUGCUACAAAAGCUUAGAGGUAGUCGGCCCAGACUCCGCGUGUGUGUGCGCCAGCAUGCCUCAUCGCAAUGUUCUGCAUUCUACAUAACAGCGGAUGAUGAUGUACUCCUGCAAACCGCGGAGGAGAUACAUUUGCCGAAACAACUGAAACCCGAGUUUGGAGGCGGCUUCAAAGAGUUCACUGUAAGAGAUAUGCAUUGCUUUCAAAAGGGCACCUCUGCUACCGAGCUGCUGAAUUCCCAAGAACGUGGUGCUCUAGUGAAGCACGUUCUAGAAGCUGCUAGAGCAGAGCCUGGAGACGAACGCGCGUUGGAACCGGCCCUUACUCUGCGACCUGGACAAAGUAUUGUUCCAGCCUGUGUUAGCCGCGGCGUUAUAGCAAAUAUGUUUCCGCUGCACGAACGAAACGAACUGGAGAGUUUACGAAAGAAGUGGGUUAAAACUUUUUUCUCGCCGCAACCUCUAGAUGAGAUUAGUGAAUACUUUGGCGUCAAGAUAGCGAUGUAUUUUGCGUGGCUUGGGCAUUAUACGAGGUCACUGACAGUACCUGCCGUCGUUGGUUUUGUGUUUUGGGUAUGGUUGGGCACAGCGAGUGACAAUUGGAAAGAUAUAGCACACGUAUUGUUUUCGUUGUUUAAUGUUCUGUGGGCCUGUGUCUAUUUGGAGACUUGGAAAAGAUAUUCCAAUGUGUUGGCGUACAAAUGGGGUACGUUGGAUGAGAGAGAUGAUCUUUUGCUGGAACCCAGACCUUUAUUUCAGGGCGAGAUGAGCAUAAGUCCAGUGACAGGUCGGCCCGAGCCCCAGUACGCAGCAUGGCGUCGUCGUGUCUGGCGUCAUUGUGUGUCGUUCCCCGUCAUGCUGCUAUGUCUUGCAGUAGCUGGUGUUGCUACGUUUGCUCUUUUACUUGCUCAGGAAUGGUGGGAAAACACAAUAGGGUACCUGAAUUGGAUGCCUCGUGCUGUAUUGGCAAUUAUUAUUGCAGUGGAGGAGGAAGCCUAUGCGAGAAUUGCCAGGUGGCUAAAUGAUAAAGAAAAUUAUCGUCUCGAAACAAAGUAUGAGAACCAUCUGAUUGUGAAAAUUGCAUUGUUUCAAUUCCUAAACUCGUUCAUGAGUUUGUUCUACAUCGCGUUCUACCUGCAGGAUAUGGAUAAGUUAAAAGAACAACUAGCGGUGCUGUUGAUAACCAGACAGAUAAUUGGAAAUCUAAAGGAAUCAGCUUUGCCGUACCUCAUUGAGAAUUUGAGAUUGGCUAAGAUUUGUUUCGACGUGUUUGGAGCUUUGAGCCCCACUAAAGUUCAAACGUCAGAACAACUGGCUGAACUAUUUGAGAAGGAGAAAAUGACGUCAUCGUCCGGGGAACCCCCGGAAAUGUUACUGAACGGCACAGAUAGAAGAGAUUCGGAACCCGUUGUGGGCCAAAAAGUUAUCCACCAAGCCGAGCUGGAGUCGCAGCUAUUUAAGUAUGACGGCACAUUCGCGGAAUACCUAGAAAUGCUAACCCAGUUGGGACACGUAGUUCUCUUUUCCGCCGCAUUUCCGCUGGCGGCGCUGUGUGCGUUGUUGAAUAACGCGUGCGAGAUACGCGCAGACGCAUUCAAACUGUGCCACGUUGCACAGAGGCCGUUUGGAGAGAGAGUCAAUAGUAUUGGAAGUUGGCAGCACGCAAUGGAAGCUAUGGUGGCUGUAUCUGUGCUCGUAAAUUGCGCCCUUAUUGGGCUAUCGGGUCCUGUUCAUCGACUUCUACCGGAUGCCACUCCUGCGCAGACAGUGCUGCUUAUAGUGGCUUUGGAGCACGUGGUCCUAGUGACGGUUUUGGCUCUCCGCAUUGCAAUACCAGAGAUUCCGGGGUGGCUCGCGACCGAAAUGGCAAAAGUCGAGUUCCAGAGACGUGAAGCGAUCAACGCUGCGCACGCGCCGCUUAUGUCGGAAUGUCCCAGUCAAGACGACGUACGCCCAUCAGCACGCAACACUCCCCGAACGAUCACGCCCACUACACCAAAACCAGACAAAGUUAUUGAGAAGAAGAAAAUUAAUAUCGGCAAGAUACCAGAAAUACCGCCUUUUAGUUAA